AUGAUGAAGCCUUUCAGGAUGCCGAGCCGCGUUCCAUCGACAGGUGCACCAGCUACAGUAUCUGCAGGACCACCACCGGCAAAGAAACGUCGGAUCAGUCACGACGACGAGGACGCGGCAGAAGUGAAUGCAGAGGUCACAGCUGCAGCUGCGAAUGUGCUUAAGAAGCCUCCUCCACCACUAUCAGCAAGGAAAUUUGUACCGCUACAGCCACGGAAGCCACUACAUCCUUUGAGCUCCAGUGGAUCGACCGGCUCUUCUCAAGGCGAGAAGAGAGCAGAGGACGACAAGCAAUGCAUCUACUACAAUUGCGUUUGGCGGAAACCUACGGGCAAGAAGCACAAGACCUGGGACAGCGAUGGCAUUGUCACUGUUCGAGGAAGCCACGUGAAGUUGCAGAACAUUGAUGGCAAGUCGAUGGGCGAAGGCGUGUGCAAGGGCCCGCUUAUGGUUGGGUCUGAAGCGUUUGUGGGUGGGAAGGAGGUUGAGCUGGGAGACAUGAUCUCGAAAGAAGACUACAUGGCAGGCCGACCCUUCCUUGGUAAGACCAAGAGUGCCCCGCCGCCAUCUCUGCAGGAGAUCAACGGCACAAAGAAAGUUACCAAAAAGGAGCAAGAGAAACACACCAAGAUCGCCGCUACGCAGAAGGACCAGGUCGCGCCCAAGGUCCAGAGCAGCGCUGCCGCCAACGGCGCUUUCAAGGCUCACAAGAGCCAAGACUACCAGUCCGCCAACAUUAACCUUGAAGUGCCUGUGCCACGCUUCAAUGCUGACGCCGAGAACGCUCUGGUCAUGAGGAGACCGGACAGCGUGCCUAAGGGCAAACAAAGUGUGGAUGUUGUGGUUGAUCCGAUCUUGUCCUCGAAGCUACGCAAGCACCAACGAGAGGGCGUGGCAUUCUUAUAUGAAUGUGUCAUGGGCAUGAAAGACUACGGUGGAGAAGGUGCAAUCCUGGCCGAUGAGAUGGGACUUGGGAAGACUUUGCAGACUAUCGCACUGGUGUGGACACUACUCAAGCAAACCCCCAUAUGGAAAGGCCUACCUGUCGUUUCGAAGACUUUGAUAGUCUGCCCUGUGACCCUGAUGAGGAAUUGGCAGAAGGAGUUCCGCAAAUGGUUGGGAGACUAUCGAUGCGGAGUCUUUGUCGCUGGCGACGGCGAAACGAGCCUGGCACCCUUCACUCAGAAAGGGAGUUCAUACCCUGUCAUGAUCAUCGGCUACGAGAAGCUCACCAAGGUCAAGGACCAGCUGAAGAAAGCCAACAUCGAUUUGAUCAUCUGCGACGAGGGUCAUCGACUGAAGACGGCGAAGAACAAAGCUGCUGCAGCGAUCAAGGAGCUGGGAACUCAGCGACGUAUCAUUUUGAGCGGCACCCCUAUCCAGAAUGACCUCGAGGAGUUCUUUCAGAUGGUCGACUUUGUGAAUCCUAGUAUCAUGAGCAAGUACUCAACCUUCAAGCGGGAAUUUGAGACGCCCAUAUUGAAGAUGCGGCAGCCUGAAGCCUCCACCCACGACAUUGAGAAGGGACAGGCACGAAGCGAGGAACUUGCUAGUCGAACUGGCAUGUUCAUCCUGCGACGCACAAGCGAAAUCUUGUCGCAGUAUCUACCGCCCAAGACCGAGUAUGUUGUGCUUUGCCGACCGACGAAAGUGCAAGCAGGUAUAUACCGUACGAUGGUUGGUACUCAGGCAUUCAUCGCCGCGAUGAACACCCCGACUGCUGUUCUGGAGCUCAUCAAUGUGUUGAAGAAGGUCUGCAAUUGCCCCAAGUUGCUGUUGACGAAAGAUCAAAAGGAAGAGGUCACGAAGCCAGAGCUUCUGGAGGGCAUACCACCUCGGCUGUUGAAGUCGCCUGCUGCGAGUGGAAAGUUGCAGGUAUUAGACGAAUUGUUACACCAGAUCCACUCGACGACGGAGGAGAAGGUCGUGCUCGUCAGCAACUACACGUCCACCCUCGACAUCCUUGGUAAUCUCCUAGACUCCAUGAGCUACAAGUACAUCCGUCUCGAUGGCACCACAGCACAGAACAAGCGACAAGAUCUUGUCGACCGGUUCAACCGAUCUCCGAGGAGCAAUUCCUUUGUCUUCUUGCUAUCAGCCAAAGCAGGCGGUGUCGGUCUCAACCUGAUUGGUGCAUCUCGACUCGUCAUGUUCGAUCUGGACUGGAAUCCCUCUACGGACGUUCAAGCAAUGGCACGAAUACAUCGAGAUGGCCAGACACGCCCGUGUCACAUAUAUCGACUUCUCACCCAAGGCGCGCUCGACGAGAAGAUCUUCCAGCGACAGGUCAGCAAGACCGGGCUUGCGGACGCUAUCGUCGAUGGCAAGUCAGCUGCCAGUGGUUUCACACAAGCCGAACUCCGAGACCUCUUCACACUAGACGAAGGACAAGAUUGUCAGACACAUAGACUGCUCGGUUGCGAAUGUGGUGGCAACGGCUUACCUAAUCGUGGGCCCGAUGUCGAUGAAGAGAAUGCUGAAGACACGAGCCGCAACGAUCUGUCUGCACUAGCCGACGAUGACAGCCCUAAAGUCCUACGCUUGGACGAUAGCGAUGAUGAUGAUGUCGUUGUUUUCAAAUCUCAAAAGAUCACGUCAACCGCGGCCGACAUGCUCAAAGAUCCUGCAUCGGCCGGCUAUGGACCUGAUGGCAGCAGUCCUGCAGCAACGAAGGGGAAGAUGUUGAGCUUGAUGCAGUACAAGCACUUUGACACAGCAAUUGUUGAGCAGAAGACGGGACUCGGAGCUGGACCGAUGGGCUCUGGCGAGGAUGACGACGAGGUAGAUCUGUCUGCCUUGGGCAUCGCUGAAGCUGCAGUAGAAGAUGAUGCUCUGCGCAAGGUGAUCUGUGAUGGUAGUCGACGAGUCGGCUUUGUCUUUACGAAGCUCAGUAGCUCGUGA
This is a messenger RNA of Fulvia fulva, 2901 nucleotides long. Its product is annotated as DNA repair and recombination protein RAD54B. The record is from RefSeq and is a predicted model, not a curated record. The transcript has a single exon. Lineage: Eukaryota; Fungi; Ascomycota; Dothideomycetes; Mycosphaerellales; Mycosphaerellaceae. Gene Ontology annotation, cellular component: nucleus. The coding region runs from base 1 to 2901 and encodes 966 amino acids. Gene Ontology annotation, molecular function: ATP binding; ATP-dependent chromatin remodeler activity; DNA translocase activity. Gene Ontology annotation, biological process: double-strand break repair via homologous recombination; reciprocal meiotic recombination.